AGAGACUAUUGUCUGUGGGUAUAAAGACGACCGUUUCAGGACGGGAUUUGAAUCAUUUGUGGACUGCCACGGGGUGUUGCCGGGGUAUCUACCGGCGCCUGGGAUCGGGGGUGUGUCCUCGCGCCAGAAGGACUGAGUGUGCCAGGCAAUCGCCUCCGACCUCUUCCUCACCGUCCACGACGACGACUACGGCCCUUUUGGCCCCUUUACUUCCCGUACUUUGCCAUCCGUAGCACCUUGACGUCGUCCCUCCUCUUCUCAGCCCUCCCUGCUCCAUUUCAAUACUAGUCUUCGGCUCGAUCGACCUCGCCAAUCUUGUGCGGCACGGUCACAUCUGCGCUGCUAUUGUGCGACCAAUCUUUUACUCCGAAUACCGACUUUCUCUCUGACUGACUGGUUCGUUAUAUGGUUCGUCUUUUACCAACGCCGUUUAUCGAUUCUUCACUUUCAGGUGCCAUCAUCCGCACUAGCGAUGGCCUCGGGUUCCCAGUCGACCCCACCAAACCGUGGAUCUUCCAAUGCCACACCCCCUGCAAACCAGUUGCAGUGGGAUGGCGACAAGAUGUUCAAUAUCUAUAUCCUAGACUAUUGUCUAAAGCGCGGCUAUUCACAAACCGCAGAAUCGUUACGACGAGAAGCAGACCUUCCGGAUGAUUCAAAACCCCCCAUCGAUGCAAAACAAGGCCUAUUAUUCGAGUGGUGGAGUGUGUUCUGGGUAUUAUUCACUGCGAAGAGUAGUGGGACAGGUUCAGAGGAUGCGUUGUUGUAUACUCAGCAUCAGGCACAACGACCACGGGGACAUGGAUACCCACCGGCUGUACCUGUACAAGGGGGAACUACUCUGGCUGAGAAGACUCGCCUACCUAUGGCCGCUCUUCCUCCAGGUGUCCAACAACGGCCUAUGACCAACGGUAUUGGUCCACCUCCGGGUCCGCCACAGGGUCAACCACCCAAUGGCACAAAUGGGCCUUCUCAGCCUCAGAACCCUUCCCUCGGACAACGACACGGUCUCCCACAACAACGUCCUCCAAAUGGCGCCUCCUUCCCUUCUCCUACUAUGGCUCACUCCCCACAUCAUGCAGGCCCGCCUCCAGGGCAACCGGGACCACCGCUCGGCACUGGCCAACCCUUAACUCAAAUGAAUCGAGGAAACAUGCCGCCGCCAAAUGGGCCUGCUCCAGGGUCAAUAGGAGGCGCACAACAAACGCCGCAACCUGCUUUCCAACCGCUCGGUCCAUCAUCCAGUCAGCCCGGGUCACCGGCGCAACAGGGGAACAGAUCUGCACCAAGCCCGUUGCUCUCAUCUCGUAUGCCGUCCAACAACGAGAUACGAUUGAACAAUGAAAUGUUCCUUAUUGAGAAGAACGCAAUUACGGGGCUUAAGCAGGAGCUAGGGCUUGCUGACAAGGACAUCCCUUCGCUUACCGUAGAGGAUAAGCGCAAAAUCGUCGAACUCGCUAAGGCGAAACGCCUCCUUCCGUUAUCCAAUGUUGGGCAGCAGGGACCACCUACUGGUGCCGCAGGUCCAUCUCGGCAAAUGAUGCCUCAACAGCGAGGAAUGCCACCGAUGGCACCCGGUAUGCUACCCCAUAUGCAACAGGCGCCCCAAAUGCAGCCAGGUCAGAUGAAUCGUGCCGCCAAGCGAAGUAGUUCAUCUCCUGACGAUGAGCACGCGCAGCUUAGGGCGGAUACGUCUCCUGCGAAUAAGCGAAUACGAAGGUCUCCUGCGGGCAACGAACAGUCUCCUCAACAACCACAACCACCGCAGCCUCAUCAGCCUCACCAGCCUCAUCAACCUCACCAACCCCACCAGCCUCACCAGCCUCAGCAUCCACAACAGCAGCAGCAACAACCGAUGGUUUCCUUCCAUGGGCCACCUGGUGGGGGCAUGCAUCCACAACCGAUGGGACCUAUGCAUGGUCGAAUGCCUGGCCCUCCUAUGUCUAGCUUCCCCGGUCCACCGGCAAGUAUGCAGAACAUGGGCAACCAUGGGAAUAUGGGCCCAAUGACAAUGGGUCAAGGGAUGGGUAUACCUAACAUGGCUCAGCACAUGAGUCCGGGAAUAAUGCACUCGAACCCUCCUCCGCAGCCGCAGGGAUCAGGGUUUAUGAAUGUAAUGCAGUACAAGUCAUCGAUGCACAACCUGCAUCAGAACAACAUCGCGAAGCAGGCUGGAAACCUGGCACAUCUACUGCCUGGACCUGGAGGUCCUUCAGGAUCGCCUCAAGGUAAUGAUCCGCAGUACCAAGAUCGUCCCCAGUCACGACCGGGCCCGGGUAUGCCACAGGGGAUGCAUAAUCAGUUCCCUGGGCAUCCGGGUGCACCUAACAAUCGAAUGCCACCAGGCAAGAUGAUGCCGCCUCCUUCCCCGAGUAUGAAUCAGGCAAAAAAUCCCGGACCGAAGCUCGAAGCCAAUGACAACCCAAGCGUGCCCGGGUCCUCCCCACGAAACCCUCCACAGAUGCCUGGUCCUCAAGGACAGCCUUCUGUAAUGUCAACACCCGGUGGGCCUCAGGGUCAACCUGCACCAACUACACCAGCUCCUCAAAACAACUCAUUUGCUGCACAAUCCCCGUCAGGCCUGCUGCAGAACUCGACACCCGUGAUGCCACCGGCCAUGCCUGGCUCUCAGGGUAUGCAACCCCCGCCUUCGGCCACGAACGACCUUUUCCCGCAUGAUUUUUUGAAUGGAACGGAUCCACUGCCAGAGUUCAAUGAUUCUAGUAUCUUCGAAGGGCUAGAUUCGACCUUUGACUGGUACCAGACACCCGAUGGUGGCGCCUUCACUGGAUUGUGAACUGAUGUAAUCGGACUGCUUGUAAGGAAGCGAAGUUCUGGCAGCGUUAGGGUGUGGUGUUCAUUUUGUCGGUAUAAUAUGGAUGUUCUUCUCUGGCCACAGUGCUGUUGUAUCGUUGGACUCCCUCAGUCCGUCUCAUCGCCUUUGUUCGUCGCUUUGCUUCGGAUACUGUAGUAUUAUCCCUUGACCAUCUCAUCUCUUCCUGGUCCCCCUUGUAUAUUUAUAACAAAAGCCUACUUGUGUGCUGGGCUGAGUAGAGUCUCAUCACUGCUCUGUUUGUUAAGUUUCUUUCUUUCUUUCCUUUCCAUUAUUCCUUUCUUUCUGAUUGUUUUCUAUCAUCUCGCUGUCGAUAUGGUUCUCUUGCCUCCCCCCCUUUACCCCGUUCUUGUUACCCUAGUUGUGUGUCGUGUCCCUACUGUUGUGCCUAAUCAUUUGUAAACACUUGACUCAUUCACCUCGGAAGGAAUCUUUAAAUAUUAUUAUCUGAGCUCUCACAAUGUCGACGGCCUUGGAGACGUGACAGAAGC
Messenger RNA from Somion occarium, 3324 nucleotides. Lineage: Eukaryota; Fungi; Basidiomycota; Agaricomycetes; Polyporales; Cerrenaceae. The record is from the annotation of a GenBank genome assembly.